CUCUCUUUUCUUUCUACUGACUUUUGCAGGUGGAUUUGCGUUGAACGAAAUAAAAAUCGACGCUGACGGCAAAAUAAUUUUGCGCUGUGCUAAGAGAUAAUCUUUACGUUACUCUAAAUAUGAAUUUGGCAUUGAUCGGUCAUAAUAGUUGCGCCAAGGAUAUGUCUUAUUCAAUACAGAAUUUAGUAAUCACGAUGAAUGACUUUGGCGUGCGUAUGACUGACAGCGAAUUUAUAUCGGAUGACGAUGUCAACUCUUUGUCUGAAGAUUCUUUCCUUUCUCAAACAAAGUCCUUUUCUUCUGUAUAUACUACAGUCUUUUAAUCCCCUAGAUCUUCAGAUCCCAUACAAAAAAAGACAAU
Molecule: messenger RNA, 361 nt
Organism: Rhizopus microsporus ATCC 52813
Lineage: Eukaryota; Fungi; Mucoromycota; Mucoromycetes; Mucorales; Rhizopodaceae
Exons: 1
Coding region: 120-323 (67 amino acids)
Source: RefSeq, a predicted model, not a curated record